Messenger RNA from Filobasidium floriforme, 993 nucleotides. RefSeq lists its product as uncharacterized. The coding region runs from base 1 to 993 and encodes 330 amino acids. The record is from RefSeq and is a predicted model, not a curated record. The transcript has a single exon. Lineage: Eukaryota; Fungi; Basidiomycota; Tremellomycetes; Filobasidiales; Filobasidiaceae.
AUGCUUGACCUGUUCAUCUCGACGACGCCUUCUACCCAGAAUGCGAAGGAUCUGUCGAAUCCGUUGACGCCUUCCACGCCUUCCACGCCUUCGACCGAAGCUACGGACGAUUCGUCAACCCCGACAUCUCCUUCUACUGAGUCAGUUCGCAGCAUCCUCUUAAGACAAGGCUCAGACUGGUCGACCACGUCGACCGAUUCAUCGAAGAGCCGAGUGCGCUUCCAUCUCGAUCCGCAUCCUCGCGAGGCCUGGAUGGCAGAGAGAGAAGCAGAGAGAAAGUCUCAAAGUAAGACAAAGGGAAACGGACACCUCCACGAGGCCGUACCUCGUCAAGGAGCUGGUCGCCGCCUCCUCGGCUUGAUCGGGAUCAGCGGUCUUUAUGCCAGGAGGAAAGCCUCAAAUGUCAUCCCCGUGGUGGAUGAAAAGGAAAUCUUAGCCAAAAGACAGCGGGCGCACGAGCGCCGGGAGCGUCGUCGUAGGGCUCGAAGCGCAAAAGACGUCAAGCGUGAACGCUUUACCCCAAACGAUCCGGUACCUCUCGAUGUCAGGCCGUAUGAGUACCGGAGGGACCAGAUCAUACACAAGACGGAAAUGCUUCUCUGGGAAGGGGCGUGGGUGAGGUCACGCAUUACAGCGCCCCCGAAAUUAUCCUUCAACGAAAUGGUUCAACGGGACGUGAUCGAUAAAGGUCACCUCCCACGUAUGAAACCGAGGGUGUGCGGUCAGGAUCAUUGGACGGAAAGGUGUUCUCUGGACUACGACUGCGAUAGGUGUUUCCCCCUCCCUUACCUUGUGGAAGGAGAAGACCUUCCCUAUUUCGAUGCCCUCAAUUACCACCAAACCAUCCAUUACUUCGACGCGCUCGAAUACAUCGAGGACAUCCUCCCACAGAUCGUCGACGAAGACGAUCUUCCUUUUUUCGACGCGCUUGCUUUUCCCCCAGGUGAAGGAACCCUUGCUUGUAUCGUAGGCGAAGACGGCCGAUCGUCAUAA